AGAGUCCUUGAUCUUAGUCGACGACGCGGAAGAGGCCAAAGUCGUUCAGUCUCCUCGUUCUCUUUUUCUUUGUCUCUUUCUCUCUCUUCUCGUGUUUCAUUUUUCUGUCUAUUCUCGACGGACAGUCCUUCUCUCUGAUUUCAGUAAUCAAUUCUCCUCAUCUCAUUCUCAUUCACUAUCCAUAUUAAAUCAUGAAUCCAAUGGGUGGUAUGGGCGGCCAUGCGGAGGCACCACGGAGGGCCCAUCUUUACGUUGGGAAUCUGAGUCCUAGAGUCACAGAGUACAUGCUCACGGAGAUCUUUGCUGUGGCCGGUGCAGUUCAGCAUGUCAAAAUUAUCCCUGACCGCAACUACCAGCACGGUGGUCUCAACUACGGUUUCGUCGAGUACAUCGACAUGCGCGCAGCUGAGACUGCUCUCCAAACCCUUAAUGGACGCAAGAUCUUCGACACUGAGAUUCGCGUUAACUGGGCCUAUCAGGGUCAGCAAAACAAGGAGGACACCACAGGUCACUAUCACGUUUUCGUUGGUGACCUUAGCCCAGAAGUCAAUGAUGAGGUCCUCGGCAAGGCUUUCAACGCGUUCUGCACAAUGUCCGACGCUCGUGUUAUGUGGGACAUGAACUCAGGAAAAUCUCGCGGUUAUGGUUUCCUCGCGUUCAGGGAUAAGACCGACGCAGAGCAGGCCAUCGCGACUAUGAACGGCGAAUGGCUUGGCUCCCGUGCUAUCCGUGUCAACUGGGCAAAUCAAAAGACUCAAGGAGGUCUGCCUGCUCCUCCACGCCCCGGAGGCAGCGUCGGCACCGCCCCCGCCCCCAUUAAUUUCCAGGGUGGUCCCCUCUCCUAUGAAUCCGUCGUCCAGCAGACUCCUUCAUAUAACUCCACCGUUUACGUCGGAAACCUCGUCCCGUACUGCACUCAAGCAGAUCUCAUCCCACUGUUCCAGUCCAUUGGGUACCUUUCGGAGAUUCGCAUGCAGGCAGAUCGUGGAUUUGCAUUCGUUAAGCUCGAUACUCACGAGCACGCUGCCAUGGCUAUUGUGCAGCUGCAAGGGCAGAUGGUCCAUGGACGUCCCAUCAAGUGCAGCUGGGGCAAGGACCGGGCUGAUGGGACUCCCGCGCAACCCGGAGUGCCGCUUAGCCCGACGACUCCUGCGGCUCCCUAUGGCAACAUGCCCAUGUAUGGGAUACAGCAGCCUAAUACCUACGGCCAGUACGGGUUUGGUGGAUACGGUGGUUUCCCCAACCAAGCUGGCGCUGGUGGGUCGCCGACGCCUGGUAUGCCUCAGCCUACACCUGGCGCCGUCGGUUCUGGCCUCGGUGGUGCAGGAGUUGGUGGUGCAGAUCUAUCUGCCGCUGGUGCUGGUGCUGGAGGUGCUGGUGCUCAGUGGCCCUCUGGAGAUGCCGCUGCCUACUAUGCUAACUACUGGGGUGGAUAUUACGGCCAGCAAGGCCAAGGCGCCGAGGGCCAGGGUGCUUAAAGAAUCCUUGUUUGCUCUGUGUCUUAUUCUUCCCAUUCAUCAUCGAUAUCGUGCUCGUGUCCUCUCUCGAAUGUAGCCUGCGAACAUCAUCCAUCCAAGCCAAAGUAUUAUUUUUUCUCGCCUCACCACUCGAAUCCAAAAUUGUGAAAGAUGUGCUUUUGUAUGGUGUCUUCAUCCAAGAACAAACAGUCUUAUCCUUGUGUUCCGUCUCGUUAUUUUGUUAUUGUCUGGUUCCAAUUAUUCUUUCCCCCUCCUGCGUCUUUUGCUAAUCAAGUAUUUCAUCCGCCUCUUGUUCUUUUUCUUCCUCGUUUCUCUCCACGUCUGAUUGUCCUUUCUGUAUAUAUCCUCGGUAGAUGCGCGGUUGCUCAUUAAACUACGUCUACUCGACGGUGCAAUAGGUUUUUUUUUGAUAGCAAGGUCCACUUACCUUAAGAGUCUGAUCAAUUCU
Molecule: messenger RNA, 1926 nt
Organism: Suillus clintonianus
Lineage: Eukaryota; Fungi; Basidiomycota; Agaricomycetes; Boletales; Suillaceae
Exons: 5
Coding region: 192-1478 (428 amino acids)
Biological process (GO): cytoplasmic stress granule assembly; regulation of mRNA stability; nuclear-transcribed mRNA catabolic process, nonsense-mediated decay
Cellular component (GO): cytoplasmic stress granule
Molecular function (GO): mRNA binding
Source: RefSeq, a predicted model, not a curated record